GCUCUUUUCACAUUCAUGGGUGCGGAGUACCUUUGGUCCAGGGAUGAGGUCCAUCAUCACCCGCCGCUGCAUUUUUGUUUUUCUCCUCCCCCCAUUUCGAUUUGGAUGCAUGUUUCCCACCGUCAUUUGCCCAAAGUUGGCCGCUAGAACGGUCUUGCGGAAACGUGCUGCAGCUGCAUGGAGUAGCGUAUGCAAAGUGGUUCUAUUGACAUUGGUCCCUUUUUCCCGCACUACUGCUGCAUCGCCUUGCCUUGGGUGCUAGCGAGUCCCCCUUCAGCCGUUAGGUACUUCACCUUGGGCAUCCUGUGCCUUUGCGCCGUAUCCGUACCUUAACAAUAAACUAAACUAAACGGACUCUGUCUCUCUCUGCCUGACCUCGCACUCCAGACUCC
Colletotrichum godetiae is the source of this 392-nucleotide messenger RNA. RefSeq lists its product as uncharacterized. The record is from RefSeq and is a predicted model, not a curated record. Bases 44 to 262 code for a protein of 72 amino acids. Lineage: Eukaryota; Fungi; Ascomycota; Sordariomycetes; Glomerellales; Glomerellaceae. The transcript is spliced from 3 exons.